Scutellospora calospora is the source of this 1236-nucleotide messenger RNA. The record is from the annotation of a GenBank genome assembly. NCBI's taxonomy places the organism in Eukaryota, Fungi, Glomeromycota, Glomeromycetes, Diversisporales, Gigasporaceae.
AUGGAAAAUAUGGAUAUCUUUUCAAAUGCUACCAACCGCCUUACUCGUUCAGUCCUCGGGGUAUACAAUCGUUCUUUCGGUACUCAUGCAAUGCUCACCCCGGCUGAACCGCGUAGUUUCGGUCAGCCUACUCCUGAAACACACCCUCAUUUGAUGAAACCGGGUGAAACCACACCAGGUAUUAAAGCCGUAGAGUACGAGUUACGAAGAGCAAUGUUAAUGGAUAGAUUAUCAGAGAACAGCGUUGCAGUUUCAUUAGGAUAUCGCAUGCGAUAUAUGUCAAACAAAGCUAUGGAAUCAGCAAGAUUCAAUUCGAAGAUCAAAGAUAUAAUUAAAAAUUAUAAAGAUAUUUAUAUUGAUCUCCCUCCUCGUACCAAUAUUCUUUCAACUGAUAACGUCCAAAAGAAUAUAGUUCGAAAUUAUGUAAAACCAUUGAGUCGAAUAAUUCAAGAGUUAAGGCUGAUCAAGAGCGAUUCUGAAAUAGCAUUGAUGAAAAAAAGUGGUGAAAUUGCCGGCAAGGCAUUUAUCCAAACGAUGAAAUUUACAAAGCCUGGAUUAUCAGAACACGAUUUAUAUGCUAAAAUAGAUUUUGAAUGUCGCAUUCAAGGCGCACAGUCUCUUGCUUAUGUUCCUGUAGUAGCAGGAGGGAUUAAUGCACUAACAAUGCAUUACGUGAGAAAUGAUAUGAUAUUGCAGGAUGGUGAUCUUGUUUUGUUAGAUGCAGGUGGUGAAUAUUGUGGUUACGCAAGUGAUGUUACUAGAACAUGGCCUGUAAAUGGAAAAUUUACACAACCUCAGAAAGAGUUAUAUGAAGCAGUCUUAAAUGUGAACAGGAGAUGCAUCAAGCUUUGUACAGAAGCUGAAAACAUCUCAUUGAAUGGAAUACAUGAAAUUUCGGUUGAAUUCAUGAAAGAAGAAUUAUUGAACAUUGGAUUUGAUCUUGUUGAAGGGGAUAUUGAACGCGUUUUAUACCCUCAUCAUGUUGGUCAUUAUCUUGGACUCGAUGUUCAUGAUACUCAUUAUAUCGAUCGUUCACGGAGAUUGUCGCGUGGAAUGGUUAUAACUAUUGAACCUGGUAUAUAUAUUCCACCGAAUGAAGCCUAUCCCAAGAAAUACCAUGGUAUGGGAAUACGUAUUGAAGAUAAUGUUGUAGUCGGAGCUACAGAUCCUAUUGUAUUAAGUUCAACUACACCCAAGGAGGUUAUUGACAUUGAAUAUUGUAUGGCUAAUUCAUGA